This is a messenger RNA of Oreochromis niloticus (Nile tilapia), 2046 nucleotides long. Its product is annotated as LIM/homeobox protein Lhx8. Lineage: Eukaryota; Metazoa; Chordata; Actinopteri; Cichliformes; Cichlidae. The coding region runs from base 630 to 1634 and encodes 334 amino acids. Gene Ontology annotation, cellular component: nucleus. The transcript has 9 exons. Gene Ontology annotation, biological process: neuron differentiation; regulation of transcription by RNA polymerase II; forebrain neuron development. Gene Ontology annotation, molecular function: DNA-binding transcription factor activity, RNA polymerase II-specific; RNA polymerase II transcription regulatory region sequence-specific DNA binding. The record is from RefSeq and is a predicted model, not a curated record.
UUUUAUUUUUUAUUUUCUUCGCUUUGAAAGGCUGGACGCAGACAUGCGCUGGAAAAGUGAGGUAAAAGUAGAGUGUCGCAUUGGUAAGGAGAAUGAAAACGGAUCUCUGGUGUCCAACGACGAGGUGAGUGAAGGGCGGGCGUGUAGCUUGUACACUCGCGAUCAGCAGGUUGAGCCGUGAGUCAGUAUCAGAGAUUAAAUAUUAGUCGAAAUUGCUUUGCCAAUUAAAUCAGAGUGGGCUUCGGUCUGUCAUUAAAGCCGGCCUUCCACACGCUGCGGCUCAGUAUUUUUACAAUUUGAAGAAAUGUCAAAGAAAAUUAGCCCUCCCUGAAUUCUGCAAUUAAAACUCAAGUAGUUAAUGAGACCUCUUCACCUUUUGGUUGCCCGGGUAGACGUUUGUGGCGAACUUAGCCUUUUUAAUUGCUGUUAUUAAAUAAAUCAAUCCCCCUUUUCCUUCAGACCUCGCGCUGCUUUUCUGAUUGACGCGUGAAAUUGGCGUGUUGGUUGGUUUAACCGCAGCUCGCGCACGCGCGCCCGCGAGCAGCGGCUGAAUCACAAAUUCAGAGCUCAAGAACAUAAUGGACACGGGAUGAGUAUUAGUUCAAGUGUUGUCUGUUUUUCUUCUCGUCAUGUGUGAAGAUUGCAAAGGAGACGAAGAGCUGCUGGGCAAAUGCACUGAAGACAGGAGAGACAUAAUGGGCGCACCGGUGGAAGUUUUGGAUGAAGAAGCGUCGUCCCUGCAGGCGAUGUCCUCUGCGCCUCUGCUGGGCAGAACUGUGUGUGCGAGCUGCAACGAGGAAAUAGUUGAUAAAUAUCUAUUAAAGGUUAACGACUUGUGCUGGCAUGUGCGCUGUCUCUCCUGCAGCGUGUGUCAGACUUCACUUGGCAGCCACACAAGUUGCUACAUCAAAGAAAAAGAGGUUUUCUGCAAACUGGAUUACUUUCGGAGAUACGGCACUUGGUGCGCGUGCUGCGGACGGAACAUCCACUCCACAGACUGGGUCCGCCGGGCGAAGGGCAACGUCUAUCAUCUGGCCUGCUUCGCCUGCUUCUCCUGCAAGAGGCAGCUGUCCACCGGGGAGGAGUUCGCCCUGGUGGAGGGAAAAGUGCUUUGCAGGGUUCACUACGACUGCAUGUUGGACAACCUCAAGCGGGCGGUGGAAAAAGGAAACAGCGUUAACAUGGAAGGAGCUGUGCCCACCGAACAGGAGAUCAACCAGCCCAAACCCUCCAAGAGAGCUCGGACCAGCUUCACUGCUGACCAGCUGCAGGUGAUGCAGGCUCAGUUUGCUCAGGACAACAACCCAGACGCCCAAACACUGCAGAAACUAGCAGAGCAGACAGGCCUCAGUCGAAGAGUCAUUCAGGUCUGGUUCCAGAACUGUCGAGCACGCCACAAGAAGCACGUGAGCCCCAACCACACCUCCAGCACCCCCAUGACCUCACUGCAGCCCAGCCACCUGUCCCAGCCCACCCCGACCCCUGAGGAGCUCCAAUACACCGCCUACGGAGGUCCAGAGGGGUCGAUGCUCUCAGCACUACACUCCUUCAUAGACAUACACUCGCCUCCAUCCUUGUUUCAACCGCUGCUGCCAGCCCACGCCAUGACCUCGCUGCCUGUGUCUAACGCCUGAGCUGCCCUCUCUCUCUUACACUCACACACACCUUACCAGUGUUUUUCCAUUAUUAGCAGCAGUAUUCUGCUACGUGUGGUAAAUAUAAUUUAAAGUUUUUGUGAACCAUAAAAUCUGCCCGUAAUAUUGUUUGUUAAGCAAAUUCUGGAUCACUAUCAUUUACAGCCCUAAAUGUACUGAUGUAUGAUGGAAAUGGCAACGCUUCGGUGCACGGCACACACGACAUUAUAUAUUUAUAUUUGUUUGUUGUCUGUUUGUUGGUGACAAAGUCUGAUUGUGCUACUCUUAGUGAAAGCCACCAGCCCCACAAAAGUCCACUCCACAUGAAGAUGAACUGAAUAGCAGUGUUGCAAUUUAAUUUAUUGUAUGUGUCGUCUCUUUUGAGAAUAAAUGUCUAAUUUCACAAACCUGG